This is a messenger RNA of Plenodomus lingam JN3, 1857 nucleotides long. RefSeq lists its product as uncharacterized. The record is from RefSeq and is a predicted model, not a curated record. Lineage: Eukaryota; Fungi; Ascomycota; Dothideomycetes; Pleosporales; Leptosphaeriaceae.
AUGCGACGCAUCAAGGCUUCAUGGCUGUCAGCCCUAUUGCUGAUGAGUACAGUGGCUGUCAACGCAACCCUCGACCUUCAUAACAUCAAUACCAAUACAAGGGUCCGAGGAAAGAGAAUCGAAAACCUGAUAUCUGGUGUCGACCGUAAUCCUGAGGAUACCACGAAGGCCAGCGGAUUUGAUUCUGAGAACAUUGCCGCUCGACGAGCCCCAGAUGCUGGACUGGAUGUCCACCCGUUGGCCGACAGUGUUGCAGAUAGUGAAGAUGAUGGAAGCAAAGCCAAAGGGCAGAGCAAAGGACACGAUGGCACGGCUGGAGUGGACGGACAGAGUCAAGGCGUCUACCGUAACCAAAGUACACCAGCAGAGCAAGGCCAGGGCGAUGCCAAAACUAGCAGUGGCGAUGCUCUGAUACUCGAGGAAAAUGCUCAUAUGCUACCCACAGCGGUCGUCGAAUUGCCUGGAAAGCAACAUGAACCCGAAGAAGCAUCGAUACCGGAGACUACCCUGCCAGAAGUAUUACGCUCGACACGAGAGAAACCCACGCCACCCAUAGCACCAGAACCGCAUCCUGACAUAGCGGCCGAGAAGCAGAAUAGCACAGCUGCGAUCGAAAACUCGAAACCAACAGCAAAAGCCGAGUCAACUGCACCUUCUGUUGAAGGACUCGACGCUACAGCUUCUUCCCCAGAGCCAGCCAAGGCCGUGGAAGCGACGCCAAUAAUUCCUGCUUCUGAGUCAAUUUCUGCGGCGAUGAACCAUACCUCCGUAGCGGCGGUCACUGUGGAAGCUGGAAAAGGACCUUAUCCAGAAGCAAAGGGAGGCGGAAUUGCAUCCUCGACAAAUGCUACAGACUCAUCGAGUGCCGCAGUGGCAGCAGAACAUACCUCGUCAAGUACUACUACUAUGGCGGCAGCAAUAAUCGUAGAAGCCGGACCAGCACUCAACGUGAGUUUCGCACUCGACCUGUCACCGACAAGCAUGAACGGAACUGCACUACCAGCAGCACCAACCAGCACGACAACAUCCACGACGACGUAUACAACAGCCGUCACCGUCGUAGCAGGCGUAGACCCAGCUCCCUCCCACGCACCCAUGGCACCUGCCUUCACGUUCCCCAGCGCCCCAGACAGCACAAACACAAGCACUACAUCGCACGCCGCCCUCAACACCACAUCGACAAGAUCCACAGCUGCAGUUGCAACACCCGUCCCCAGCCCCGCGGCCGGUCUACCAGCAGCUAUUGUUGGCAACGUCUCCGCUGCCGAACAAGCCGCCGCCAAUGGAGGAUGCCAUUGUGCAUGUGCAUGUCCAGCCGGUUCAUUUCCCAUGGCUGCACCACCGCCUCCUCCAGCCUUCCAACUAGGUCCGAUGAUGAGCAUGAGCACGAUGCAGACAGUUGUGACACCAAAUCCUGAGACGUCCUCUGCACCGAAUAAUACUGCGUCGUCGGCCCCCGCGACGCCGACUGCUCUGCCACCCACCGUCGUCACAACAUCCACAUCUGCAUCCAUUGAAAUCCCUUUUAUCCCUCCCCCGCCAGCCACAAACGCUCCCUUCUCUUUCUCGCCCCCAUCUUCGAACCCUGGAGCUGCAUCUCCAUCACCGCCACCGCCACCCGCACUUUUGUCCUCAUCCACGCCCUCCCCAACACCCACGAACGUCCCUCUCCAAAGUCAGGCCGCAGCCGACGCUCCCCCUGCUCCCCCACAGGACCCUGAGUCCCCGACAACGACGCCAGCCGGGCAACAGCUGGGCAACAAUGGGCUUCCGUUUGAUAUCAAUACUAUUGCGCUGGUGAGCCGGGUGACUGUGAAUUUAGGGCGGAGGGCGGCCGAGGCAACUGCUGGGUUGUGA